CAUCUCCGGCGGCGCUCUCCAACGUGGCGGCGGCGUCUUCGCAACGAAGCUUGAGGCCUGGGACUCCGAAGUGCUGGUUGUGGGUUUUCACGGCAUAGUGGAGCCAUCGGCUGACAUCGUGCUGGGCAGCGGCGCCUUCGUGCAGGGCCCCUUGCGCCUCACAAACUCCGCCUUUCAGCUGCAAAGCCUACGGGGCAAGAGUGCCAUAGAGGCGCGGUGCCUGCAACUUGCUCAGUCGACGCUGUCGUUGGAUGCUUACACCCAGGUGGGCAUCGCCCUGCAGAAUGCCGCCUGCACCUGCGGUCCCGCGACGCUCCACAUGCAGGGCACUCUGGUGGGCUCGGGCGUCUCCUCUGCGCUGCUGUCCGUGGACCCCUGCGGCAACGAAACCCUGGAGAUCGCCCACGUGCGCCUCACGACGCCCCAAGCCGCCCUUGCGGAGGCCAGCACGCACACCCGGCUACGGAACAUCACCGUGGAGUAUCUGCAGGACGUCCACGACACCCAGUUGCUGGCUGCCCCAAGCUACGAGGCGGAGGCCGUGGAGGUGUCCUGCGUGUCCUGCGCGCAUGGCGUGACCUUUGCUCCCGGGGCAAGCUUUGGGCUUCAAGCGGUGAACCCUCCAAGGCUGAUGUGCGAGCAAAGGGCUGUCCUGAACAGGGGCACUACUGCACGCUGCCGCUGCUUCUUCCCCGAGCAGGUCCCGGACCGGAGCUACGGCGAUGACGUCCAGGUGUCGGAGACCGGAAGCUACUGCAUUUACUGCCAAGCCCACUUCCAAGCUCGCGACGAAAACAGCUCCAAGUGCCCCUUGUACAAGGCCUGGUCCGAGGGCACCGGCGACCCCUGCGCCACUUUGCCUCCGCAGGCGGAGUG
Molecule: messenger RNA, 876 nt
Organism: Symbiodinium pilosum
Lineage: Eukaryota; Dinophyceae; Suessiales; Symbiodiniaceae
Source: the annotation of a GenBank genome assembly